CACUUUUCUGUGAGAUCGUACAGGCUCUUCUUGCGAGUCACUCCUUUCUAUCCGUUCUUUCUGAACAAACGAUCUUGCUCUAAUGGUUCUCUCUGUCGUUCUUCUGGUAAGCAUCUGGAGUUCUUCGAUCUUUGUCCAUGCUACGACCCCUUUCACCGUGCCAUGGACGGGCAAGACGUACGGUCCAGAUGGUCCCUGGCAAGCUGUCCAGGUCAAAGUUGGCAGCGACCGGCAGGAAAUUGCUCUCUACCCUGGAGGAGCCUGGCAGAGCUACAUCCUCCUCUCCUCGAUCUGCUCCAAUACUUCAUUAUCAUCCUACUGCUAUGCUAACCGGGCGGGUGUUUUCAACAAACUGACCUCCACCACAUAUGACGACACGGCUAUCCGGCUGACCAUCAAUGAUGGAACAUGGGGACCGCUGCACUUUGGCGCUGCCACCGAUAACCCCAUCUACGGCACCGCCAAGUGGGCGCUCGAUUCAAUUGAUAGCUCGGGCGUCGUGGCCCCAAACGUCAGUCUGAAUGUGGUGGACCAGGGAUACCAGAUAUACCCGGAUGGGACUAACUACCCUCUGGAGCUGGGAGUCCUGUCUCUGGGGGCUCCCAGCCUACAACAGCAGUUCGCAAACCGGGGACAGCCUACCAUAAAUGGUACCUUCUUCGACAGCUACCUUUAUACCUCUGGGACCGGCCAGGCCAUCCCCUCCUACUCGUACGGGAUGCAUAUCGGCACGCCCACAUACAAUCUCGCGGGAUCCCUGCUGCUCGGCGGAUACGAUCAAUCUCGUGUGCUGGGGGAAGUCUCGUCGCAGCCAUAUUCCGAUGAUGGAGGGUUCCCAAUCAAGCUUCGCGACAUCAGUCUCGGGGUGAUCCGCGGGGGUUCACCAUGGUUGUCCUCCUCGUCCUCAACGCGCAGCAGCAGCAGCAGCAGCAGCAGCAGCAGCAGCAGCAGCAGCAACAACAACAACAACAACCCAACAGGGCUUCUCGCCGCCGGCAACUCCUCUAUCACCGCCAACGGAAUAACCGUAUACUCCAGCCCCGGGGACCCCUACAUCUACCUCCCUCAAAGCACCUGCGACGCCAUCGCCGCCCACCUCCCCGUCACCUAUCAGAGCACCCACGGCCUCUACAUCUGGAACACCUCCAGCCCCGCCUACUCCCAAAUCACCACUUCCCCUAGCUACCUAGCCUUCACCUUCGCUAAGGAUAACUCUAACCGCGCCAACAUCACCAUCAAGAUCCCCUUCGCCGUGCUUAACCUCACCCUGACCCCACCCUUGGUCACCCAGCCAACCCCCUACUUCCCCUGCCGGGGCACUACCGCCGCCGGGGCCGUCUACGCCCUCGGCCGCGCCUUUCUGCAGGCUGCCUUCGUCGGCGUCAACUGGGGCGAUAGUGGCAGUGGCACGGGCAACUGGUUCCUGGCGCAGGCGCCCGGUCCAAAUCUGCAGACUCCGUCGACUACUGUCAUCCAGCCCGAGGAUACUACUGUCGUUGGGUCGGACAACAGUUGGGAGGAUAGUUGGUCGGGGGUUUGGACGGCGCUCCCGGUUGCUUCUGCUGCCGCUUCCACGCUGACGACAAAUACCACUACUACUGGAACUUCAUCCUGUGAGAACUGUACUCCUGCGGCACUGUCCACCGGGGCCAGAGUCGGGAUUGGCGUCGCCUGCGGCGUGGUUAGUGUGGGCGCGACCGCCCUGAUUACGUUGUGGUGCUCCACUCGUCGUCAUCGUCGUCAGGCUUCUUUUCCUGACGUGGGUAGUGCUGUUGGCGGCAAGGAUUGGCCUGAUUCGAUGCAGGGUCAGAGCAGGGCGGGUUAUGAGGCUACUUGUACUACUACUAGUGGUGGUGGAAGGCCAGCCGGUCGGUCGCUGGCUUACCCCCCUGUCGAGCUUGGUGCAUAUCGCAACGAGGGUCCGCAUGAGAUGGGAUAGAGGUUGGAGUCCUGUUUAGAUUAAGAGUCUCUAGGCAACUUUUCAUGUAGAUAUGAAUCUUAU
This is a messenger RNA of Aspergillus uvarum CBS 121591, 2002 nucleotides long. RefSeq names its product putative aspartic-type endopeptidase (gene ap3). The record is from RefSeq and is a predicted model, not a curated record. The transcript has a single exon. Bases 83 to 1939 code for a protein of 618 amino acids. NCBI's taxonomy places the organism in Eukaryota, Fungi, Ascomycota, Eurotiomycetes, Eurotiales, Aspergillaceae.